UAUUUCAUCUCUCAUUAAAGUGGCUAUUAAUAGAGAGGAAAUCACAAUUCUUUAACAAGAGGAAAAAUUAGUGUUAAUUUAAAACGAGUGCCAUUUAAUUAAGUCUAUUAUUUCUAUCCAUGUAACUAAUUAUUAGUGAUCAAAGCAAUUACACCAAUGCGCUUAGGAUAAAUCUUUUUAAAAAGUAAUCUAUUUUAUUCCAACAUAUCAUUUCAAAUCAAAUCAAAAACAUAAUAAUCUUCAUCUAAAAUUUAAAGCAUUUUGCGUGCCACUGAAUUUUGAUAUCAUUUUUAACUAGUCAUCGAAAAUUUAGGGAACACAUCUCUGUGCAUCCGCAUAGCAGUUUCACACCAAUGCAAAUUUCUUGACAUUUUGUAUCUGUUUUAGACAUUUCUUCUCGUAUUCUUUUUUUAGCUACUUCGACAGAUAUUCAAGUCUGCAAAGGAGAAGCAGACGUUGUGUUAUUACUUGAUCGAUCAGGUUCCGUCGGUGAUGCGGACUACCCUUUUUUGAUUGGUUUUGCUCUCCACCUUGCUGCAACUUUUAACAUUAGCGAGGAUCAAGUACGUUUUGGUGUUGCCAGUUACGCAACAACUGCCAAGCGCGAAAGCAACUUAGAUGUUUUUGGCUUUGAAAACUUUAAAGCCAAGGCAAUACAGUUUGGUAGAGACACCGAAGAGCUUACAAACAUCGAGGCUGGUUUAAUCGUGGCAAAGGAUAUGUUGUUUGAUACAAGCCGAGGGGCUAGAGAAAAUGCCGUCAAAUUGAUUGUUGUCACUAAUGACGGACCAGCAAAUAGAGGAAGCCCCCCGCAAGCUGAAGCAGACAGAAUUCACGCACUGAACAUCAGCGUAGUAAGCAUUGGUAUUGAAGCAGAUGUAGCGCCACCCAACAACGUGGAAUCUUCCGGACUUGCUUCAUCACCAGAAUUGUAUUACUACAUACCUAAAUACACAUCAUUAAAUGACACAACGUUUUUGGAAAAAGUCACAGAAUCUGUUUGCGAAGUUGUCACUGUCAAUGCACCAAAAGUUCAAGAUACUGAAACCUCGAUCCCAGAAGACACACCAAUUGGCACCUAUAUCCACACUAUUCCAUUCGAAGCAGAGGAAUUAAAUGUCCCUGUCUUUACUAUGGCUCCAAACACUAACGUACCAUUUGCUGUUGGAACUUCUGAUGGCAAAAUCACUACCACUCAAACCUUAGAUUUUGAACUAGUACAACAGUAUGUUUUCUUGGUUCGUCUGACAGACACCGUUAUUCCUGGCUUUUUUCAGGAUAUAAAAGUUACUGUUAACAUUACAGACAUUAACGACAAUGCUCCUAUUGCUACACAAGUUGAAUACUUGAUAAGAGUUCGCGAAGAUGAAGUAUUUAGUCCCGCAACUAAAGUACUUGAUGUAUUAGUUUCUGACGCUGAUUCCGGGGACAACGGUAAGCUGGCGUUCACAAUCAAGUCAGGAAAUAGCGAAGGCAGAUUCCGGCUAGAGAACUCUGGUGGAUUGUAUCUUAUUGCUCAGCUUGACAGAGAAACAACGGCUGAGUACGAACUCAUUGCUUUCGCUUCAGAUAAAGGCCCAACUCCAAAGGUAUCAGCCGAUAUUAAGAUUACCAUCAUCGUUUUAGACGUAAAUGAUAACCCACCUGCUUUCCCACAAAGUGAUAUUAAUCUCGACUUUCCAGAAAACCAAGCUUUAGGAAAUCUUUAUCAUGCGAUUGCGACAGAUAUCGAUGAUGGAUCAAACAGUAUCAUCAAAUACACAAUAUUUUCUGGUAAUGAAGAAAAUAAAUUUGACAUUGAUGAAGUAAGUUACUUUUCUUCAGUAAAUUUUACUACUGGUUACAUCAGCCUGAUCAGUUCAUUUGACUUCGAAUCCACGACUAGUUACACUUUGAAAAUUAAAGCAACCGACUCAGGUGUCGUAAAACAGUACGCUUAUCUUACAAUAAACAUUGCUAUCACCAAUGUCGACGAGGAGCUGACAAUCAACGGACCGUAUUCUUAUCAAAUGCCUGAAAACUUCCAAAAAGGGCUUAAUUUUUUAACUGUUACUGCUUCUGAUCCCGAUGGUGAAGCUAUUACUUUCAAGAUUGAAGAAGAAUCGCCAUUCUUUAUUGGAGCCUCGUCAGGUCAAAUGGUCCUUACUGGUACAAUAGACAGGGAAGGUCCACAAUUUAUUUAUGUUCUGACAAUAAAGGCAACUGCAGGAGCACAUACUGUAAGCACAACAGUAACUAUUACUGUUACCGAUGUUAACGACAAGGUUCCAAAGUUUACUCAAACGCAGUAUUCAGCCUCCAUAAGCGAGGAUGCCGCAUUAGGUGACACUUUGGUCCUCCAAAAUUCAAUAGAAGCCGAAGAUGAAGAUGCAACAUCGCCAAACAAUCAAGUCAAAUUUGUAUUUUUACAGAAUCAUAAAGAUGCUUUUAAAAUUGAUUCGGUAAGAUUAAACAAUAAUAGCAUUUUGAACUGGUUAUUAACUUGUCUUUGGUACAUAUCAUAUGCUAACUUUUCUGCCAUUUUUUAUUGCGCCACCGGCGUUAUUUCUGUUAAUAAUCCAUCCGAUAUCGACUUCGAGCAAGAAGCUAGUUUCACCCUUUUCCUAAAAGUUAUUGAUGAAGGGACACCGUCGCUUCAAGGCAUUACGACAGUGACUGUUUCCGUAGGGAAUGUCAAUGACAACUCACCAGUUUUUACUUCAUCAUUUUAUUCACAGACAAUUUCAGAGGGAACAGCUCUAAACGUAGGUGUAUUGCAAGUGCGGGCAACCGAUGCUGAUGGAGAAUCACUGACUUAUUCAGUUCCAGCUGGUCUCUCGUUUAGUAUCAACUCUGCUUCAGGUCAAAUCUACGUGUCUAAAGAGCUCGAUAUCGAGACACAAGAAAAACAUACGUUUCAAGUAACAGUAAGCGAUGGCAAACACAAAGUGACAGCGAACGUGGAAAUAAAAUUGACUGACAUAAAUGAUGUGCAGCCCGAUUUUGUGCUUGCGGGUCCAUAUGAGUUCAAUGUUAAUGACGAUGUAGCUGUUGGAUACGCCGUCGCUCAAUUACAGGCAAACGAUGGAGAUAAAACAGCACCAAACAAUGUAUUUGACAUCACAAUUCAGUCUGGAAACAACGGAGGGGCGUUUGCCAUUGACUCUAAAACGGGUAUCUUAACUGUUAAGACAUCGCUCGAUGCAAAUCUAAAAAGUGUUUACGACAUGGUAAUCAGAGUUGAAGAUCGUGGAAUACUUCCUGGAUCAUUAUAUAAGGAAAUCAAUGUCAAAAUCAAUGUUGCUCUUGUCAACUUGCACGCACCAAAGUUUGUGGGAGGGCCACAUGUUAUCAACAUUGAUGAGAAUAUUGCAAGUGCUCACAUAGUGAAGUUACAGGUGGAAGAUAGUGAUUCUGAUGAUGCUUUAGUAUUCUCACUAACCAACCACAAUGACUUAUUUGCCAUCGACUCCACUGGAACUAUCACUUCAAAGCUGGCCUUUGAUUCAGAGGCCCAGUUUGUGUACAUGCUAAAAGCCAGAGUCACCGAUCGUGGUUUGCUAUUUGCUGAAACUACUAUUACCAUAAAUAUCAACGAUCUUAAUGAUGUAUCACCACUGUUUAUCACCGGUCCGAGUUCAUUCCCACUUCUUAAAGAAGAUAAACCGAUUGGAAGUUUACUUGGAGUAUAUGAGGCUACUGAUGGAGACAGAACUUCUCCCAAUAAUUUAGUCGAGUACUCCAUCAGUGGGGGUAGUGGAAUAGAUGUAUUCACAAUUGACAAGGUAACCGGAGAAUUAAAAAUUGCCAAACAACUAGAUUUUGAAACAGACCUAGAUUAUUCUUUACAAAUUCGUGCAACAGACAAAGGUAUCCCAUCACUUUAUUCCGAAACGUCGGUUGAAAUUGGAAUAACCAAUGUUAAUGAACACGAUCCUGUGUUCAAUCCAGCUUCCUAUGAAGAGAAUGUAUUGGAAACUCAACAGGAAGCGUUUCAUGUCCUUACUGUAUCUGCUACAGACGCUGACGCAGACUCUGUUGUCACGUAUUCGAUUCCAAGUGGCUUACCAUUUGCUAUUGAUCAAAAUGGUGAAUUGACAUUAAAAUCUCUAAACCCUGGUCAAUUACCGUUAGAUUAUGAAACUCAAACAAAAUACGAGUUUUACAUCACUGCAACUGAUAAUGGUGGUAGAUCUUCCACAGCUGCUGUUAUAGUUAACGUUCUUGAUGUAAAUGACAAUACACCAACUUUUGUUGUUCCAUCAAAAGUUGUCGACGUAUCCGAAGAUGAAGAAGUUAAUUCGAUUGUAGCUACUGUAUCAGCGUCUGACCCAGACUCCGGAUUGAAUGGUAUGGUAACAUAUGAAAUAAUUGAUGGAAACUUGGAAGAAAAAUUCCAAAUUAAUCAGGUGUGUUUUUUUUCUUUACAUUACUACAUUUUGCCUUUUUUUUCUAGUAAUACAAAUUAUUUCUGCUCUCAGGAAACUGGGGAUAUAAGCUUGGUAAAGGCAUUAAAUUUCGAAACAACACCACAGUAUGUUUUGACCAUACGAGCAACAGAUAAAGGAACACCAAAAAGAUUUACCACCAGUGGAACACAUGGCCAAGUCACAAUUAAUGUUAUUGAUGUCAAUGAAAAGCCAGUCUUUCCUCACGUUUCAUUCACAGAAGACAUUCCAGAAAAUGCUAAAACUUCAUCACCUGUUAUAAUGGUCACUGCCAAUGAUCCCGAUUCGGGUCUUAACAAAAUGAUCGAAUAUUCUAUUGUUAGUGGUAACAAUGGCGAUAAGUUCACAAUUGAUACUACUACUGGAUUAAUCACCUUGAAAAAUCUAUUAGACUUUGAAAAUGUUAAACAAUAUAUCAUCACUGUGCGAGCAUCAGACAAAGGAACACCUAGUUUAGAUACAACUGGGAAUGAUGCUACUGUUACCAUCAACGUUAUUGAUGUCAAUGAAAAACCUGUAUUUGAUCCAAAAGAAUACUCAAGUGUAAUUCCAGAAUUAACCACUGUCUUAAGUGAAGUAGUUACUGUUACAGCUACUGACCCUGAUAAUGGAGACGCUGGCAUGAUCGUAUACUCUAUUAUAUCUGGAGACGACAAUGGAGAUUUUAGUGUUGAUGAAGUAACAGGUAAAAUUACAGUUGCAAAAACAUUGGACUUUAACACAAAAUCAUCAUAUACCUUGACAGUACGAGCAACUGAUAAAGGAACCCCAGUUCAAGAUUCUUCACCUAUGGAUGCCACAGUUGUCAUCACUUUGACUGAUGAUAACAACAAUGCUCCUAUUUUUAAUCCAGAACAAUAUACAAAGACAGUAUCUGAGUCAACUCUUGUUAAUGAACUGAUUAUCAAAGUUUCAGCAACAGAUGGUGAUACAGGCAGUAAUGCAGAGAUAGUGUACAGUAUCGUUGAUGGAAACAUAAAUAGUAUAUUUGAAAUCGAUGUUACAACCGGCGAAAUAUUUUUGGCGCAAAAUCUUGACUUUGAAAGUACUUCGUCUUACACCUUAACAGUACUUGCAACAGAUAAAGGAAGUCCAUCACUACAAUCCAAUCCCAACGCUACUGUUACCAUUACAGUAUCGAAUGUAAAUGAGCACGCGCCAGUCAUUACCAACCUCCCAACUAUGGUGAAUAUUCCAGAAGGAAAAGCUCCUGGAUACAACGUGUUUAAAGUAGAAGCCACGGACAGAGACACAGGUGACACAAUAGUCUUCUCCAUUUCAGAUGGACCAUUUUUGAUUGAACCUUUAACUGGCAUGAUCACAACAACGAAGAGACUGGAUAGAGAGGAUGUUGCAUCUUACACCAUAACCGUUACUGCAUCAGAUGGAAAGUUAACUGAUCAAGAAGAAUUAACAGUAACUGUUACUGACAUCAAUGAUAAUGCGCCAGUGUUUACUGUAAAGGAUGUCAAAGUCACUGUUGCAGAGGACAAGCCAGUUAAUGAGGAAAUUACAACAGUGAAAGCUACAGAUGGUGAUAUUGGUAGCAAUUCAAUGAUUAUGUAUUCGUUAGUGAACGGCAACGCUGAAGAGAAAUUUAAAAUUAAUGAGAAUACUGGUGUUAUCUCAAUACGUAACAAUCUGGAUUUUGAAACAACAACUCAGUAUACCCUUGUGGUAAAAGCAACUGAUAAGGGUCCAGAACCUAUGAGCGAGAAAGCCACUGUGACCAUUACUGUGACAGAUGUGAAUGACAACAAACCUAUUUUUGACCCAGUAGAUGAUAUAACUCUUCCUGAAGAUGCUACACCUAAAGUAAUAACCACUGUUCAUGCCAAAGAUGCUGAUUCUGGUGAAAAUGGAAAUGUUAUGUACACCUUUGUACUCGGAAACGAAGAAGGGAAAUUUUCCUUAGAUAUGGCUACUGGAGAAUUAUCUUUAAUUGGAACGUUAGAUUUUGAAAUGGUGAAAAUAUACAAGCUUGUUAUUCGAGCUACCGAUAAAGGUACGCCGGCUUUAACAUCUGAACCCAACGACGCCGUUGUCAAUAUUAUGGUUACAGAUAUUAAUGAUAAUGAUCCAAUAUUAAACCCAAGUGACUACAUGAAGACGAUAUCCGAGGGAAGUACUACUGGGUCUGAUGUGGUCACCGUAGUAGCAACCGAUGCUGAUUCUGGGGACAAUGGAAAAUUUAUGUUCACAAUUGAAGAUGGAAACAAUGCUGAAGAGUUCAGUAUUAACAUGGAUACAGGCGUUAUCAGCGUGGCAAAACCACUGGAUCGUGAAACAAAAGACUCCUACACAUUGACUGUAAAGGUAACUGAUAAAGGCGAAAAUCCAAGAUUAACAACUGGAACAGUGGUUGUAAAAAUUUCUGAUGAAAAUGACAACCAUCCUGUCUUCCAACCUGACCAAUAUGAGGAAUCGAUUAAAGAGGAUACUGCCAGUGGGACCACAGUUGUGACUGUCACAGCCACAGACGCAGACAUUGGCGAUAAUUCAAAGAUUAUGUACAGCAUAGCGAGUGGAGCAGAGAAAAAGUUUGGUAUUGAUAUGACAAGUGGAGAAAUAAUUCUGAUCGGCACUCUAGACUACGAAACAGUUACAAAAUAUACACUUUACGUAGAAGCAACAGAUAAAGGCGAUCCAUCUCUUUCAUCAAGUGUUACUGUUAUUAUAAAUGUUAUCGAUGUUAACGAUAACAACCCAAUAUUUGAUCCCGUCAAGUACCCAACUACUAUUUCGGAGAGUGCGAAUGUUGGGUACGCAGCUGUAACUGUUACAGCCACCGAUAUUGACUCUGGAAGCAAUGGUCAGAUUAUGUAUUCCAUUACAAGUGGGAAUGAAAAUGAGAUAUUUGCAAUUGACAUGACAACCGGAUUAAUUUCGCUUGCCAAGCAAGUUGAUUUUGAAACACAAACCAUGCAUACCUUAACAGUACGUGCAACAGACAAAGGCCAACCGGCUAGGCAUUCAAUCACUGAUGCAACUGUCAAAGUGUCCGUAACUAACGCAAACGACCAUCCACCAGUCAUACAAAACGAACCCUACAAUCCAUCUAUUAAUGAAAAUGUCGCAAUUGGAGAGUCAGUGACAACUAUUGUAGCAACUGAUACUGAUGGUGAUGACAUUGUUUUUUCGAUCACAUCAACAAAUGUUCCAUUUACAAUUGAUACUGCUACUGGUAAAAUCACCACAACUGGUGACAUUGACCGCGAAACAAAAGACAAAUAUUCUAUUGCUGUGGUUGCAUCCGAUGGUAAAAACACUGAUGAAACAGUAGUAAUGGUGACAAUUAAUGAUGAAAAUGACAACUCUCCUGAAGUUUCCGACAUUUCUGAAUCUUUCCCAGAAGAUCAAGCGGUUAACACUAUGCUUGUAACUGUAGUUGGAACCGAUAAAGAUGCUGGUUUGAAUGGACAAGUCAUGUACAGUAUAACAAAUGGAAAUGACGAUAAAGUCUUUGAAAUAGACAUGAACAAUGGAAAUAUCAAAUUAAUUGCACCUUUUGAUUUUGAAAACAUGAAACACUAUUCCCUUGAAAUUACCACAGCUGACAAAGGCACCCCAUCAAGGGUUACAAAAAGCAAAGUGGAUAUUGCGAUCACUGACGUCAAUGACAAUUCUCCCAUCUGUGUCGAUCAAACAGUAUCUAUUCCAGAAGAUAGAACAGCUCCAAACGGUGUUGUGACUACCGUAACGGCUACAGAUGCGGACUCUGGUAGUAAUGGAGAAGUAAUGUUUUCUAUUACUAAUGGGGGUCAAGGCAAAUUUGUAAUUCAUGAGACGUCUGGAUUAAUCACCGUUGCAAUGGCACUCGAUUAUGAAACGACAACACAAUAUAUUCUUACAAUAGCAGUUUCUGAUAAGGGAAAUCCCCAGCAAUCCACAACAUGUACUGUAACAAUAAACAUCGAAGAUGUCAAUGACAAUUACCCCAAAUUUAAUCCAGACGCCUACAUGCAAACUAUCUUAGAAACAACAGCCAAAGAUUCUAUCGUGGAAACUGUAAAAGCGACCGAUAAAGAUUCUGGAUCAAAUGCUGUCAUAAUGUACAAGAUUGUGAGUGGAAACAAGGAUGCGACCGAUGAUGGAAACGACGACUUUGUUAUCAAUCCAGUAACAGGUGAAAUCAGUGUUGCCGGUCCACUUGACGCUAGCACUCCAAAAUAUAUACUUGAAAUUGCCGCUAUGGACUCAGGUACUCCAGGCAAAACAUCGCAAGUAAAUGCCUUCGUUACAAUUAUGAUCACAAACGUGAACAUUCCUCCAUACUUUACAAACACGCCAUUUGAUAAAGCUAUUCCAGAAAAUACUCCCUCGAAGACUGUCGUGAAUACCAUCACAGCUUCUGAUAUCGAUGGUGACAAGCUAACAUUCACAUUGGCUACGUUGGGUACUCCAUUUGUCAUUGAUCCUGAAACAGGAAUACUUACAACAUCUGGACCAUUGGACAGAGAAAAUAACCCUGAAUAUACCCUUACAGUAAAUGUAAAUGACGGCGAAGCUACCGUUGGUAACACAUUCGUUAUUCGUGUUUUGGAUUUUAAUGAUAAUGAACCCGUCUUCAAUCAGCCGUCAUAUGAGAAAACUUUGCCAGAGGAUUAUUUAACGAAUCAAGUAUUCUUAACCGUAGAAGCUACUGAUAUCGAUGAAAACGAAAAUUCCAAAAUUAUGUACACAAUUACAGGCGGAAACACAGAAAACAAAUUUGAAAUUAAUAUGGUUAGUAUAAACACUGUAAAUAGCGGAGAAAUUUCACUAAGAAACCAAUUGGAUUACGAGACAACAAAAUCCUACAAUCUAAUUGUAACAGCGACAGACAAAGGUGCUUCGCCAUUAUCGACUGACAUCAAUGUCUACAUCUAUGUGACGGACGUGAACGAUAAUGAUCCUGUUUUUGACCCAGCUGUAUACAAUGCCACAUUCUCCGAGAAUGUGAUCAAUGGAACUGUAUGCGCCACCGUGGUCGCUACCGAUGCUGAUGAUGGUGAGAAUAAAGACAUAAUGUACACUAUUGUUGGUGGCAACCAAGAAAACAAAUUUACUAUUGAUAUGAACACAGGUGUGAUUACAUUUAUCGAUACUGUUGACUUUGAAGUUACCCAAAUGUAUACGCUAAUCGUGAAAGCAACAGACAAAGGAAAGGAACCAAGAAGUUCAAACCCAGACGCUAUUGUAAAAAUUACAAUCACGGAUGAGAACGAUAACGCUCCGGUAUUUAAUCCAAUGAUGUAUGAAAAGUCUGUAUCAGAAAGUGAAGAAUCUGGAUUUGUUGUAGAUAUAGUAAAAGCGACAGAUGCUGAUAGUGGAACAAACGGAAUGAUUAUGUUCACCAUCACAGCUGGUAAUGAAGACGACAAAUUUACAAUUGACGAGAUUAGUGGAGUGAUUUCUUUGAAAAAUCGACUGGACUUCGAGACAACAAAAAUGUACACAAUCAAAGUACGUGCUACUGACAAAGGUAUGCCAGCUCAAUAUUCCAAUCCUGAUGCGACAAUCAAAAUUACAGUGACAAAUAGCAACGAUAACACACCAGAAAUUAAAAAUGAGCCGUACGCACCUGAAAUUGUAGAAAAUGUGCCAGUAGGGACCACCGUGAUAACUGUCGUAGCUACCGACGCCGAUAGUGACACUUUAUACUUUAACAUUACAACACCGAAUGUUCCAUUUACAAUCGACCACGAAACAGGCGUUGUUACCACCACAGCAAUGAUCGAUAGAGAGCAUAAAGAGAGCUAUACAUUUACAGUGGUUAUAACUGAUGGCAAAAACACUGAUGAAACAACUGUCACAGUUACAAUUAAAGAUGAAAAUGACAAUGCACCUGUAGUACCAGAUAUUACAAAAAUUAUUUCAGAAGGACAACCCAAGCAAUCUGUUGUAGUAACCGUUGAAGCUACAGAUGAAGACGCUGGAGUAAACAGCGAGGUUAUGUACGAAAUUAUUGCAGGAAAUGAAGACGAAGUAUUUUCAAUCAACAUGGUUACCGGAGAAGUUACUUUACUUAAAGAACUUGACUUUGAAACAACAACCUCUUAUACUCUUACGAUUAAAACAACUGAUAAAGGGAAUAAUCCAAAAGAUACGAUCAGCAAAGUAACAAUUAAUGUCAAAGACGAAAAUGAUAACAAACCAGAAGCUGAAGAUCUCACUAAGUCUGUUCCAGAAGAUAUUAAAACUGGUGAAGUAAUCACAACCGUAACAGGUUCUGAUAAAGAUUCAGGUGUCAACGCUGAAAUCAUGUACGAAAUCACAAAUGGCGAUGAUGGACAUUUCCAAAUUAAUAUGACAACUGGCGAAAUAAUCGUUGUGAAAGAACUCGACUAUGAAACUGUGAAACAAUACAGACUGACUGUAAAAAUAACAGACAAAGGAUCGCCAUCCCAAUCUACUACAAUAACUGUUACUGUUGACGUAGAAGACAAGAACGAUAACAAGCCAAUGUUCGUUCCAGCAACUUACAUGCAAACUAUUCAAGAAACGUUCCCAAUUAGUGAUGUUGUUGUGACAGUCAAGGCUGAAGAUGCAGACUCCGGCUUAAAUGGUAUGAUAAUGUAUGCAAUUGUGGGUGGCAAUAAAGAUGCUACCAAUGAUAAUGUGGAUGACUUUGCCAUUGACGCUACCACUGGGGAAAUAAAGGUCGUAAGUAAACUUGACGCCAACACGCCAAAAUAUGUCUUAGAGAUAUCGGCUACUGAUAAAGGAUCAAAUUCCUUAACAUCAAUGCCCCAUGCCACUGUCACUAUCAUGAUCACUAACGUUAAUGUUCCACCAAAGUUUAUUAACUUACCAUACGAUAAAGACGUAAUGGAGAAUACGCCAGUUAACACUGUUGUUCAAACAGCUACUGCAACUGAUGCUGACGAUCAACCAUUAACAUACGCCAUUACAACACCUAACCUUCCUUUUAACAUUAACCCAACUACUGGUGAAAUCUCUGUUUCUCAACCACUGGAUCGAGAAACAACAGAUUCUUAUACUUUCACAGUUAGCGUAACAGACAGCGAGGCUACCGUAACAACGACAGUUGUAUUUACAAUAAAAGAUGCUAACGAUAAUGCACCCAUGUUUACGAAACCUACUUACAAGAAAAUACUUCCUGAAGACACCCUUACCGAUCAAGUUGUAGUUACUGUGGAAGCGAAAGAUAUAGACAUUGGCGAUAACAAAUUAUUUAUGUUUAGUAUCACAGGUGGUAACGAAGAAGAAAAAUUUGAGAUUGAUAUGAUAAACGGCGAAAUCAAGUUGAUCAAGGCUUUAGAUUUCGAAACAACACAAUCUUAUGAACUGACCGUAAUGGCUAUCGACAAAGGCAACCCCCCACAAUCAUCAUAUGUAAAAGUAUACAUUACUGUUACAGAUAUAAAUGACAACCUGCCAGUUUUUAAACCUGCUACUUACAGCAAGAUUUUCCCAGAAGAUGUUACUAAAGGAACACCUGUUGUUACAGUGACAGCCACAGACAAAGACAGUACCAGUAAUGGUCAAAUCAUGUAUACCAUUAUCAACGGAAAUGCAGACGAUAAAUUUGAAAUUGAUAUGGUAAUUAGACAAAAUAUUAUUAUUUUUUAUUUAAGAACGACUGGUGAAAUUACUUUCAAAAAUACAGUAGAUUACGAAGAAAAAACACAAUACAUCCUUACAAUUAAAGCAACUGACAAAGGAGAUGAACCAAAGAGUUCUAAUCCGGAUGCAGUUGUUACAAUUACGAUUACUGACAUGAAUGAUAACGCUCCGGUAUUUAAUCCGAUAAUGUAUGAAAAGUCUGUAUCAGAAAGUGAAGAAUCUGGAUUUGUUGUGGAUACAGUAAAAGCUACAGAUACUGAUAGUGGUUCCAACGGAAUGAUCAUGUACACCAUCACGGCUGGUAAUGAAGACGACAAAUUUGCAAUUGAAGAGACAAACGGUGUUGUAACGCUGAAGAAUUCGCUAGAUUUUGAAAGCAAGACCUAUUACGAACUUACUGUUCGUGCUACCGAUAAAGGUGCUCUAACCAAGCACUCAAAUCCGGAUGCAACAGUCAAAAUCGCCGUAACCAACGCUAAUGACAAUGCACCAAAAAUAAAGGAAGAACCAUACAAUCCGGAUAUUUAUGAAAACGUUAACGAAGGCACUGUGGUGACAGCGAUCAUAGCCACAGACUCUGACAAUGACAAACUAACAUAUAGCAUAACAACUCCUAAUGUACCAUUUGUUAUUAAUGAAGAAACCGGUGUUAUAACGACGAAUGGUGAUAUUGAUCGUGAAGCUACCGCUAAAUAUACCAUUACUGUCGCUGUUUCUGACGGGAAACACACAGUAGUGACUGUCGUGAUGAUAACUAUCAAGGAUAAAAAUGACAAUGCUCCUGUAUGUGGUAACGUUUCUGAAGACGUUCCAGAGAAUCGCGCAGUAGGCGAAAUUCUUGCUACUCUCAAAGCUAAAGAUGAAGAUGCUGGAGUCAACGCUGAAUUAAUGUAUGAAUUUACGACAGGAAAUGAAGAUAAUAAGUUCGCUAUGAAUAUGGGAAGUGGUGUAGUAACUUUGAUUGAGGAAUUAGAUUUUGAAAACACGACGUCCUAUACUUUAACUGUCAAAGUAACUGACAAGGGAACACCAUCAUUACACACCACCUGUAUAGUUUUUGCUCAUGUCAAAGAUGUCAAUGACAACGACCCGGAAGCACAAGACAUCACUGUUACCAUACCUGAGAACAGACCUGCUCCAGGAGGGGAAGUUACUCAAGUCACUGCGUCAGAUGACGACUCAGGUGUUAAUAAAGAGUUGAUGUUUAUGAUUACCAAAGGAAAUACAGAAGAUAAAUUCGUCAUCGAUGAGAACACUGGAGAAAUAACAGUCAAGAAUACAUUAGAUUACGAAACUACAAAGCAAUACAUACUUACAGUUACUAUUUCGGACAAAGGUCAACCACCACGAUCAACAUCUAUCCAAGUUACAGUCAAUAUACUUGAUAUCAACGAUAAUGCACCAGUUUUUGUUGAGCAGAGUUACAAACAAACAAUACCAGAAACAACGGCCUUAGCAACAAUCGUGGUUUCUGUCAGUGCUAACGACGCUGAUUCCGGUGACAAUAGCUUGUUUAAAUACAUGAUUGUGAGCGGAAACCUUGAUGCUACCAGCGAUGGUAUUCCUGACUUCCGAAUUGACGAGAAUGGCGAUAUAAUUGUUGCCAGUCCCCUGGAUGCAAGUACACCAAAAUAUGUAUUGGAAGUGAAAGCAACCGAUAUUAAAGGACUUCAAUCGUCACCAAACACAAUUGUAACCAUAUAUGUCACCAAUGUUAACGUGCCACCAAGAUUCACUAAUGAGCCAUUUGAUGAGAAAGUAUCGGAAGGUGUCGGUAAAGAUACAGCCGUCAAAACAAUAACAGCUACUGAUCCAGACGGUGACAAGCUAACUUUCUCUUUAAUUACAACAAGUGUUCCAUUUGAAAUCAAUCCAUCAACCGGUGUUUUAUCAACAAAUGGACACCUUGAUCGUGAAAUGAAACCAUCCUACACUCUAACUGUCUCAGUUAACGAUGGAAUGGUUGCUGUUACUACAACAUUUGUCGUCACUGUUACCGAUGAGAAUGAUAACGCUCCAAUAUUCCCUAGCCUUUCGUACGAGGAAACACUUCCAGAAAAUACUUUAACAAAUCAAGUUGUAGUUAGUGUGGAGGCUAGUGAUGCUGACGAAGGACAAAAUAGGGAAAUUAUGUACAGAAUUACGGCUGGAAACGAAGAAGGCAAAUUUGAAAUCGAUAUGACCAGUGGUAUGAUUUAUUUAAUCAACCCUCUUGAUUUCGAAACAACAACUUCUUAUUCACUAAAAGUAAAAGCGACAGACAAAGGAACACCUGCAAAAUAUUCCGUCGUCGACGUUAAGAUUUAUGUCACUGACGUCAAUGAUAAUGAUCCUAUUUUUGAACCAAUUAUGUACGCCGCAACUUUCUCAGAAUCUGUUGCGGUUGGUACUGAGGUAACUAAAGUCAAAGCAACUGAUACAGACAGCGGUCAAAAUGGUGAAAUCAUGUACGAAAUAAUAUCGGGAGACGCUACAAAGUUCUAUGUCGAAAUGGAAACCGGAAAGGUUACAGUCAAGGAAAGAGUGGAUUUUGAAACUCAAACGUCAUAUACACUAACAGUUCGUGCAACUGACAAGGGUCAACCGUCAAGACAUUCAAAUCCAGAUGCUAUUGUUAAAAUCACACUCCAAGACGAUAACGAUAACUCUCCUGUAUUCGUAAAGGAAAGCUACGUUAUCAACAUCCCAGAGACAACACCUAUCGAAACUGUCAUUGUGACAGUUGAAGCUACAGAUAAGGAUUCAGGUUCAAAUGGUAUGAUCAUGUACACCAUUAAAAGUGGAAAUGGCGCUUUAGACUUCACUAUUGAUAUGACAAGCGGUGAAAUUAAAGUUGCAGAUAAGCUAGACGUCACCGACAUUAACAUGUACAAUUUAAUUGUUACUGCUACUGAUAAAGGUCAACCAGCUAAAUCUACAGAUAUUUUCGUUAAAAUAACUGUUAAUGAUGUCAACCAAUCGCCUGUCAUUACACAAGCACCUGCAAAGGAUAUUUUGGACAACACACCGAUUGAUGACGUAGUCCUGAAUGUUGUUGCUUCUGAUCCUGAUAUUGGUACAAAUGGACAGAUCAUGUAUGCAUUGACGGAGUCAAGUGACGAGUUUAGAAUUGACAUGAAUGAUGGGAAAAUCUACGUUAAAUCCGCCUUGACCACUGCAACCACAAUUCAAUAUGUACUCAAAGUUAAAGUCAGCGAUAAAGGAAAUCCAUCAUUAUCUGAUACUGAAAAUUUCAUCAUCAAUGUUAUUCCAUCAAACCACCCUCCAUCUAUUACACCUCAGAAUCCAAUUUCUGUACGUGAUGAUACAGCUAUGGGUAAUACCAUCACCACUGUGAUAGCCAGUGAUUCAGACGAAGGCGAUAACGGUGUCAUCAUGUAUGCCAUCACCGGUGGAAAUACUAAUGAAGCCUUUUCCAUAGACAUGAAUACUGGAAAGAUCACGUUGUCAUCGAGAUUGAGUGCUGCAGUUCAAAAUGUAUAUACUCUGAUUAUCACCGUCACGGAUAAAGGAACACCUUCUCUUAGCACGAUUGGAUCCAUCAUAAUCAACGUAACACCCGUAUCCAAACCAGAGUUCUCAGAUAUGCCAGUUAAAUUAUGCGUAAAGGAAAAUCUACCAGCUGGAACACACGUUUUUACUGCUCAUGCAGUUGACAAAGAUAACGAUCCACUUACUUACUCUCUUGCACCUAAUACGGUCCCAUUUAGUAUCAAUCCAAACACAGGAGAAGUCAAAACCAAAGCUUCGUUUGAUCGUGAAAACAUCGAUAACUACAGUUUUGAAAUUAAAGUAUCUGAUGGAACAUUUGUUGUUUCAGCAAGUAUCAGUGUGUGCGUUGAAGAUGAAAACGAUAACGGUCCAACUGUCGUGCAGCCAGAAGUUGGAGUUGUGUGUGAAAAUGCAAAACAAGGAAAAGUUGUCAUUUCUAUAACUGCAUUUGAUGCUGACCUUAAUAGUACUCUGAGCUAUAGCCUAUCUGGAACUGGUUCAAACUUCCCAUUUUCAAUUGAUAACUCAGGACACAUCAAACUGUCUGGUGCCAUUGACUUUGAAAAGAAAACAACAUACACGUUUGAUGUAAUCGUUUCUGAUGGAAAGCAUAAAGCUGUCGUACAUGCCAAGAUCGAAAUCUGUAACAUCAACGAACAUCGACCAGUUUUUAAGCCAUGUAUGUAUAGUGUUACAAUCUCUAGUGGCGCAUCCGUUACAACACAACUGGUAACAGUAAAAGCUACAGACAAAGACGCUGGACGAGCUGGCAUGAUAGUGUACAAGAUAGUCAGUGGUGACACGAGCUUGUUCGAAGUUAACCCAAUCACUGGUAAAGUUUCACUCAAAAAGGUAAUACACACUGACGUUGUCAAAACCUACACCUUGAUUGUGAAAGCAAGUGACAAAGGACUGCCAGUAUUAUCAUCCAAACCGAAUGCAAGAGUAACCAUAAUAGUUAAGCCAGAUCCAUUAUGCACAUGUAAUCUGAAAACAUUGAACUACCCAUGCUUGCAGUGGACAUUGACAAAUAUCAAAUAUAAAUUUUCUGGACAUUCCAUUGUGGUGAAACUACAAAAGGCUAUUGAGUACGUUCAAGGUAAAAUCAAUGCGAUCUUGAAGAUGAAACAAGGAUAUAUCGCAUGCAGCAACAAAAUCAAGUCGCACGUGACAGAAUGCAAGAAGCAAUAUCCGGUGAUGAAAUUGCUCAAGGGAUUCUGUACUUGUGACAAGCAUGUCCUCACUCUCCAAACUUGGAUAACGUCUUUACAAAAGAAGAAGGCGUCCUUAGAAAAAGAAAAAGCUUGGUACACCAAUCCGAAACGAUGCGAGUGUCAUUGUAAAUGCAAAUGUGCCCGUGGUCAUACGUACUAUGGAAAUUAUAAUUCGUGGAAUGCAGGAUGCGGAUGUCGCAAGGGUGAUUAUUCUGGCUGCAACUGUAACUGCAACCACUACAAACCUCGACGAACCCGUCCUUCGUAUUAUUCGUAUUAUGGUUAAAAAACGAAAAUAAAAUGAAACACAAUGAAAGGAACUUUUUUUUACAUUUUUUAAGUAAUAAUUUAAUUGUAAAGGUAUCUUUUAUAUUUUUAUUGGUUAAUAAUAUAUGUUAUUGUAUUGUGCAUUCUCUGGUUAGAAUGUACCACACUUCAGCAACUGGGUUGUUAUUUUAAGCAAAGGAAUAUUUUUGUAUUGAAAUUUUGUUAUAAUUUUUUUUAUUUAAUAAAUAAUUGCGUUUCGGUGAUUUUUUUAUUAAAUUUUUUCAUAUAUGUUUAAUUAGAAACGUAGCUACUUUUUUAUGUAUAUCAAAAAAAAAAAUGAAAAAUUAUUUAUUUUUUUGACGAUAAAUAUGUUUUUAGAAUCUACUUUUGUUAUUGGUUACGGAAUUAAAAUAUCGUAUUUAAUUAAUUCUUUUCGUUUUUAUUUAUAUGCAUCGUAAAACCUAAUCCCUUAACUGGUUGUUAGCGCGUGGAAAUGUCACAGGGGAUCACCCGUCGUACAUGUUAACCGAAUCGUUCUUUCGUGCAUCCUUACCCGCUUUUAGCACAAAGUAAUAAAAUUUACUUGGGCGGGGGUUAUUGCUAUGAUUAUAGGUGCGAUUGUAAUAACGUUUUGGAUUGCAAAACCUCCGGUUUUCGAAUUGGCUUCCAGAUACCAAGUAUUAUUAAAGUGAAUUUAACACUUUGUUGAUACAAAUAAAUAGAAUAUAGUUGUAAAAGAAAAUAUUGGUCCAAAAUUUCAAGUUCUUUUCCUAACCCCUUUUUGUAUUUAUUUAUUUAUUUAUUUUAAUUUUCAUAAGAUUCUUGCACUGUAUUUAAAACCUUGGACGUACUGAUUGUUUCUAUAAUGUACUCUGCCUUACAAAACAGACGCAGUAAAGCCUUCUCCUUUAAGGCUUUCUAUUUCUUUUAUUCUUACCAUCAAGAUUAGACUACACAAAACUUUGCUAAUAAUAAGAAUGGAAGAUGCUCACCAGGGUUAAUAAUCUUAAUAAAUAAAAAUAAAGACAACCGUCGUUUAAAUGGAAAAGAGCUGCUAUGCCAAUGCAAUCCA
Hydractinia symbiolongicarpus is the source of this 18041-nucleotide messenger RNA. Its product is annotated as protocadherin Fat 4-like. The coding region runs from base 720 to 16988 and encodes 5422 amino acids. The transcript has 38 exons. Gene Ontology annotation, biological process: homophilic cell-cell adhesion. Gene Ontology annotation, molecular function: calcium ion binding; cadherin binding. The record is from RefSeq and is a predicted model, not a curated record. Gene Ontology annotation, cellular component: plasma membrane; catenin complex. Lineage: Eukaryota; Metazoa; Cnidaria; Hydrozoa; Anthoathecata; Hydractiniidae.